GUUGGUCAAUUACGUUUUAGAGAAAACUACAAGGAAUAGUGAAGGGAGGCUGGUGAUGCCAUUACUCUGGAACCCUAGAGUUUCUCACCUUUUGGGACAUAACUUCAAUAUAUCAGAGAAAAUACUGUCAAGCCUGCAAAGAAAAUUGCAAGGAAAUUUAGAUGAUAAACUGAAGCAGAUAAAUAUGGUAUUUAAGGAGCAAGCGGAUGCUGGAAUAAUAGAGAGAAUUGAAAAUUUAGAUCAAUUCAAGAAGGAGCAUCCAGAGUCCAGUUUCAUGCCUUUUAUGGGCAUUUUUAAGCCUGAUCGUGAGACCACAAAAUGUAGGGUUGUGUUCCUAUCCAAUUUGAGUGACAAAGGAAGUAUGAAUCACAAUCAAACUAUGCAUGCAGGUCCAGCAUUAAAUCAGAAACUCUCCACUUCCAUUAUCAAUUUGAGGUUCGGAAGCAAACUAUGUUGCUUUGAUAUAAAGAAGGCAUUCAACAAUAUAGGUCUUGAGGAAGUCGACCAAAAUCGCCUUUGUUUUUUGUGGUUUAGAAAUCUUGAAGAGGGAGAUUUUUCAAUUAUUGGCUAUAAGAAUAGUAGACUUCCUUUUGGACUUAGAUGUUCACCUGCAUUAUUGAUGCUUGGAUUAUACAAGAUAUUGAUACUGGAUUCUACGAAUGAUUCUUUUCCAUUGAUGAAACUCAAGAGAACCAUUUAUCAGUUGUCUUAUAUGGACAACUGUGCAUUUACGGCAGAAACGUCGGAGUGUUUGUUGUGGAUGUAUACAAUGUUGGAGGAUAUUUUCAGUCCAUAUAAGUUUUCACUUCAGCAGUUUUUGUCUAAUGACAUGUCAUUACAGAAAGAUAUUGACAAAAUUCAGGAAACAGAGACUCCAACAAAAAGUAAACUGCUGGGACUUGAGUGGGAUCGAAUGAGUGAUACAUUGUCUACAAAACCCAUACAACUGGAUAUAAAUUCAUCAACAAAAAGAGAAGUUUUAUCUACUAUAGCUUCACAGUUCGAUCUUCUUAAUUUCAACGGACCUAUACUGAAUCGAGCCAGAUUGUUUCUACACAGAUUGCAGUGUAGACCAGAACUAGAUUGGGAUGAAAAACUUACUGCUCCGUUGAUCAAUGAAUGGAAGAAUAUCUGCAAGCAGGCCAAUUCUGCACCUUCUGUAGAGUUCCCACGGAAUUUUGGUGCUCGUACUGACAAAUAUAAAUUGGUUGGGUUUGCUGAUAGUAGUAAGGUUCUGUUUGGCACUGCAGUGUAUCUGUAUAACUUAAAUACAAAUAAGAUCUACUUUAUUUUAGCAAGAAAUAAACUGGUGAGUAAACAAUUGGAGUCAAAAUCCAUACCAAGCUUGGAAUUGCAAGCUCUUGCAUUAACCGUUGAAACUGUAAAGGAUUUGAAGAAUGAACUUUCAGGAUUUGGUUGCAUUGAUCCUAUUGAGAUAGUUGGAUGUGAAGUCUACUCUGACAGUUUGGUGGUACUGACCUGGCUGCAGUCUUACGCCUUGAAACUUGACAAACUACAAAAAAAGCAACCCUUUGUACUCAAUAGGUUAGAGUAUAUCAAUAAGCUGUGUGAGGAUUCUUGUAUGAAAUUUUCUUUUGUGUCUGGAGAAGAUAAUCCAGCAGACUGCAUCACCAGACCUUUAUCCUUUAGGCAGCUGAUGAAAACAAACUAUAUAACUGGUCCUAAGUUCAUUACAGAGAGCGAAAGCAAUGUGAUCUGUAGUGACAGCACAUUGUCUUUUCAUAUACCUGGAUUAUUUGAACCAAAACGAGUGCAUAAAGUGGAGGCAAAUUGUGGUAGUGCUUGUUCACCUCCGCAUGUGGGCUCGGAACAUCUUUUCUCUUUUAAUAGGGUUUCUAGUUUUGAGAAGGCUGUGAGAGUGCAUGCGGUGGUGCUCAGGUUCUGCAGCAUUUUGAAAUCUAAGUUUAAAAGUAAACAUCCAGCUCUAGAUCAUUUUGAAGUUGAAGAUGAAGGCUUUAACUUUUAUGAUGAAGCCUGUAGGCAGAUUAUAAUCAGGGAUCAACAUAUUCACUUCCCAGAUGUCUUUGAUUAUUUUCACUCAAAACAGAAGCAGUUGAAGAAUCUGCCUAACAUUGUUGCACAGUUGAACUUGUUUCUUGAUUCGGAUGGCAUGGUAAGGGUAAAGAGUAAAUGCCGAAGAUUGAAGGAAGUCCAACAUCUUAACAAAUUCAACUAUCCUAUGCUAAUAUCGAAGGACAGUAUAUUGGUUCCUCUGAUUAUAAGGGAAUUGCACGUGAAGCUCUCACAUGCUGGUUGUUAUCCUUUGUUGGCGGAACUUAGAAGAAACUUUUGGAUUACCCAUAUAUACUCGACUGUGAAGAAAGUUCUGUCAAACUGCAUCACUUGUAAGAGAGUAAAUGAGAGGGUAAUUAAACUAAAUCAAAGUCAUUACCCAGAGUUCAGGAUUAAUCCUGAAAACGUACCGUACAGGCAGAUUUUUAUUGAUCAUAUGGGUCCAUUUAAAAUAAAGAAUGAACAAGGAAAUACUGUCAAGGUAUGGUUGUUAUGUAUUACGUGUCUGUGGUCUCGGGCUAUUAACUUGAAAAUUUGUAUGGAUUUAACUUCAGAGGAAUUUAUUAGAGCAUUACAACUUCAUACAUAUGAAUUUGGCAUUCCCUCCUUAUGUCUGUCUGAUUUGGGAUCGCAGUUCGUUGCUGGUGCAAAUCAGAUCUCUAGUUUCCUCAGCGAUUACGAGACAAAUGCAUAUUUACAGGAACAUGGAAUUAAAUCCUUUAAAUUUGAACAAUAUUACAAGGGAUGUAAUCAACUCGGCUCGUUAGUAGAGUCUUGUGUGAAACUAACCAAGCGCUUAUUAUUUGGAGCAAUACGCAAUAAUGUUCUUCCCCUUCGGGAUUUUGAUUUUAUUGUUCACAAAACUAUACAUUUGGUGAACAGAAGGCCAAUUUCAUUUAAAGAGUCUCUUAGGGACUCUUCAGGAGAGAGCAUUCCAGAAAUCAUUACCCCGGAGAUGUUGAUUCAUGGCAGAGAAUUGGUUUCCAUCAAUAUAAUCCCUCAACUACAAGGCCCAACAGAUCCCGAUCCGGAAUUCAAUGCAGAUCAGAUUCCUUCAUCAUUACUGAAACUACAAAAUGUACGACAUAAUCUCAUUAAAAUAUACAAUGAAGAAUUUAUUGGGAAUCUGAUAUAUCAAGCCGUGAAUAAAAAAGACCGAUACAAGCCCGUUCAACAUAAAGAACUUAAAGUUGGAGAUAUAGUACUUUUGAAGGAACCCUUAGCUAAACCCUGUAAUUAUCCAAUGGGACGCAUUAAGGAAAUUAUAACAAAUAUAAACAAUGAAGUUACGGCUGUGAAAGUCUUUAAAGGGAAAACUGGAGAAAUAUUAAAACGGCACUCUAGUUCUAUAAUUCCUCUUUUGUCAGUCCCAGGCGAUGAUGAGAAGCAAGGUGUACCAGACACUAAUAAUGUUCAUAUUGUAUCAUCACGUCCUAAAAGAAAAGCAGCUAUACAGGCUGCUGCCAAAAUUCACCAAAUUUUGGCUGAAUCUGAUUAGGGAUUUUUCAUUACUGUUAAUAUUGUUUUAUUUGGAUUCUUUUGGUUGGUUUUUAUUUUUGGGUAAUUUUCAUGUAAAUACAUUUACAUUAUAUACUUUUGAUUUCAUACUAAAUCAAAAUCUCUCCCCUGGAGUGUAGAAAAAUAUGUAUUUAAUUCCUUUAAUUUUACUAGUUCUAAAAAAAAUAUGCAUUAUCACUACGGCAUCAGUAUUAAAGUACUUUACCUAUGUAAUUACUUAACUAGUCAAUUUUAAAAUUAACGUAAUUUUAAUAAAUAGCUUUUCUCGUCUAAUCCUUUUAAAUGGUUAUUGCCGUAAACAAACCACCAAUUUUAAUGCGGAAAAUGUUUUCUUUGUUUACUGAGUGACGAAGAACCGGCAGUACCUGUCAAGAACUUAACAACAGCAGUCUUCAGCAGAAGUUCCAGUCAUACUUACCGUGGAUUAAACUUUGAAGUGAUUUAGUGACAUAUGGAUCUUAUCAUUUGCAUCACGGUCAUGUGUUACGCAAAUAUGGAAUAAUUCUAUCAAGUUACCAUUGGACCCGGACCUGCCAAAGGGGAACCCGCUUACCUAUCUCCUAAAUCACACUAAAAACAAGAUGUGUUUGUAUACUUUCGGAUUCAUUUCAUUGGCCUCCGGAUGAUGCAGCCCAAGUACUCACUUUCUAUCCUUAUGGUUCACGUCAAGUGUUUGUUUGUCAUUCAGAAGUUUAUUUUUGUGGUUCGAUUAUAUACAUUACAAUUAAAUUCAUUGUAACUUAUA
Messenger RNA from Macrobrachium nipponense, 4297 nucleotides. RefSeq lists its product as uncharacterized. The record is from RefSeq and is a predicted model, not a curated record. Gene Ontology annotation, molecular function: nucleic acid binding. Lineage: Eukaryota; Metazoa; Arthropoda; Malacostraca; Decapoda; Palaemonidae. Bases 56 to 3532 code for a protein of 1158 amino acids. The transcript is spliced from 2 exons.